AUGCCUGGAUCUACUCAGUGCACCCUUCGUAAUUCAUCCCGCAAAACGAAAGAACCUAUCAGCACAUCUCAAACCGUUUCUCAAUCCAGAAAUGAUGAGAUUGACGUCGAAUCGCUCCCUUGUGCUGAAAUCAUAAACGAAAUUUUGGAAAGAAACACAGAUCCUAUCAUUAAGAAGAUGGUUCUUGCCUUGAAAACAAAAAUUACACUAGAAGUGGCUGAGGGAGCUGAAGCUGAAAAGAGGGGCCGCAGUAUUGUGACCACUGGCUUAGCGGAAUUGAGUGCUGAUGAAUCUUUGAUAGAAAGACACAGGGACUUCGAAGAAAAAGUGGCCAAUGUUCUCGACGCGUUUGAAGUUGACUGCCUGCCCGAAGUAGCUUACAGGUUGGGAAAGUUCAACGAUAACAAGCUACGUCUUGUUAACGUCUUUGUUGUACUCGCUUCUCGCUCCCACUGGGCAAAGGCUCUAUCAAGAGCGCACCUCCUACGCCGCUCAAGCCUUUCGAACAUAUUUGUACGUAAAAGCAUGACCGCGGCAGAACGAAAACGGGAUUAUGAGUUAAGGCACGAAGCUCGCCUGAGAAAUGAACGGCCAUCUACGCGUGAGUGGGUGGUUUACAAAGAUGCUCUCACUCACGUCACCGAACUUCCCCGAGAACCAAUGACGGGAAACUUAUAA
Messenger RNA from Necator americanus (New World hookworm), 678 nucleotides. RefSeq lists its product as uncharacterized. The transcript has a single exon. NCBI's taxonomy places the organism in Eukaryota, Metazoa, Nematoda, Chromadorea, Rhabditida, Ancylostomatidae. The record is from RefSeq and is a predicted model, not a curated record. The coding region runs from base 1 to 678 and encodes 225 amino acids.